Messenger RNA from Bombina bombina (fire-bellied toad), 954 nucleotides. Its product is annotated as microfibril-associated glycoprotein 4-like. NCBI's taxonomy places the organism in Eukaryota, Metazoa, Chordata, Amphibia, Anura, Bombinatoridae. Gene Ontology annotation, biological process: elastic fiber assembly. The transcript is spliced from 5 exons. Bases 1 to 954 code for a protein of 317 amino acids. The record is from RefSeq and is a predicted model, not a curated record.
AUGGCAGGCUAUAACCAUUCAGACGAUAUCUUGUGGGAGCACCCUAAGGAUAGGCUUAAAUUGACAAAGACCUUGGAAAUUACAGGAGAGAUGAUGUCAAUGUGGCACUCGCUGUCCACUACUCUAAAGCUAUUGCCAUCAGACUCACUAAUGAGACCAUUAAGGACACUGAUGGGUCAAGAUUCUCAUGGGCUAAUUGGCAAAUGGGCAAAUAAGGGGCUUUAUAGGGUAGCUGAUUUUCUCCACAAAGUUAGGUCAUGUGAGAAUUCCUGUUACCCGCACGACUGCUCUGAUGUGUUCCACAAACAGGGACUGACCUCGGAUGGCGUGUAUCUCAUAUACCCAUCUGGGCCUAACUCUCCUGCAGUUCCUGUGUACUGUGACAUGACCAGCUCAGGUGGACCAUGGACAGUAUUUCAAAAGCGAUUUGAUGGUUCAGUAAACUUUUACCGCGGUUGGGAAGAAUAUAAAUCUGGAUUUGGACGUGCAGACGGGGAGUACUGGCUGGGUUUGCAGAAUAUUUAUCUUCUCACCCAGAAUAAGCUGUAUCGUCUUCGAGUUGAUUUGGAGGAUUUUGAGAAUGAGAAACGGUUUGUUACAUAUAAUGAAUUCUAUAUCUCACCUCUCGCCAUCUCUGCUGAGGAGGACAGAUAUAAACUGCAUAUCAACGGAUUCCAGGAAGGGGAUCCAUCAAAACAUACAGGUAAUGGCCUUGCAUUUCAUAAUGGUAUGAGUUUCACUACCCAUGACCACGAUGGAGACAACCGCCCAUUUAAUUGUGCACAGUUAUACAAGGGAGCAUAUUGGUACAACGCAUGCCAUUCAUCUAAUCUGAAUGGUGAAUAUCUGCAUGGCCCAACUAAGGUGUAUGCCAAUGGCAUAGUGUGGUCAUCAUGGAAAGGGGCAAAUUACUCUCUGAAAAUGAGUGAGAUGAAGAUCUCUCCGGUUGAGUAA